CAAAUAUAGCCUAUCUGUAGGCAAUAAAUGACUAGUGGUCAAUAAAAGUGGGGCCAGGAGUGGUAAUGGUGAAUAAAAGUGGUUCCACGUUUACUUGAUUUAAUAUACGAGGGUAUGCCGCUGUGAGGAAGUCAAGUUUAUUCACGUCUCCGCUCUGCCCGAAGGCUGGUGAAUAUCUGAGCAGACCUCAGCCCGGCAGCCAGCAGCGCCUCCCCCCUCCUUCCUCCCGAACAAGCAGUAUAUUCAUGCGGAUCUCCCCGGGACCCGACAGCCGUCAGGGACCUUGGACCGCCAGCCCCACCGUCUUCCUCUACUGCCACGGGGCCACCGCCAGCUGCCAGCCCCACACCAUGCGGACUAUCUUCUUCAGCACAUGGGCGCUGCUGCUCCUCUCUUCAGUGUCUGCCCAGACCCCACAGAGGCCAUCCUUCACUUGCGGGGGCAACCUGACUGAGGAGUCCGGGCUGGUGGGCAGCCAGGGGUACCCCGGAGUCUACCCCCCCAACACCAAGUGUGUCUGGAGGAUCACGGUCCCCAUUGGUCGGGUGGUCGUCCUCUCGUUCCGCUUCAUCGACCUGGAGAGUGACAACCUGUGUCGCUAUGACUACGUGGACGUGUACAGCGGGCACGCCGGCGGCCAGAGGCUGGGCCGCUUCUGUGGGACGGCGCGGCCGGGCGCGCUGGUCUCCACGGGCAACAAGAUGAUGGUCCAGAUGAUGUCCGACGCCAACACCGCCGGGAGCGGCUUCCUGGCGGUCUACUCUGCUGCCCACCCCCACCAGAGAGGGGAGCUGUACUGCGGGGGUCUCCUUGAUAAGCCCACUGGGUCCUUCAAGACCCCCAACUGGCCGGAGAAGGACUACCCAGCGGGGGUGACCUGCUCCUGGCGCAUCGUGGCCCCCAAACACCAGAUCAUCGAGGUGAGGUUUGAGAAGUUCGACGUGGAGAGAGAUAAUUACUGCCGCUACGACCACGUGUCCAUCUUCAACGGACCCGAGAUCAACGACGCUCGCAGGAUCGGGAAGUUCUGUGGAGACAGCCCGCCAUCGCCGGUGCUGUCUGAGGGGAACCAGCUGGUGAUCCAGUUCCUGUCUGACCUCAGUCUGACCGCAGACGGCUUCAUCGCCCACUAUACCUUCAGGCCCAAGAAGUACAUCAGCUCCACCCUUCCCCCCGUCACCACCACCCAGCCGCCCACCACCCGGGCCAUACCUAUGAAGUACUCUGCAGCUCUAUGUCAGCCGAAGUGCAAGAAGAGAGGAAGUCUGGAGACCAACUACUGCUCCAGUAACUUUGUGCUCACAGGGACAGUGAUCACGGCGUCCGUUCGGGGGGGCAGUGUCUUCGCCACCGUCUCCAUCCUCAACCUUUAUAAGGAAGGGGGCGUGGCCAUCCAGCAGGCGGGAAAAACCAUGAGCACCAAAAUCACCAUCUUGUGUCGGAAGUGUCCUCUGAUCCGUCGAGGGAUGAGCUACCUCUUCAUGGGCCAGGCAGAUGAAGACGGACGGGGGACCAUCGGACCGCAGCACCUGGUCACCGCCUUCAAGACCCGCAACCAGAAGGAGCUGAGCGGCCUGAAGACCCAACACUGCUGAGGCCUACCGGCUCACAGCUGGAGCCCCGACCUACACCUAGAUCCCCCUCCUGACAGCUCGGUCGGCACACCUUCUGGAGAACCAAUCAUAUAGAACCCUCUCAGUCUACACACCUGCUGGGGAACACAUCUUCUGGAGAACAUAUCAUAUAGUACCCUCCUCGCAGCUCAGUCUACACACUUGCAUAUUCAGGUAGAACGUAUAGAUAUAUAGGUUUAGAACGUUACAUAAAAACGUGGUGAAAUCAAUUCAUUCCAAUAAUAUCCUAAGUCAGGACAGAGUGCCAUCUCUCGUUCUGUGAUAGGGACCAGGCUACUGUAGAUGUUCUGUUUAGCCCUCAAGUCGAAGACGUGGGCUUCGACUUGGUUAAGGAGAGGGGGUCUCAGCGAGGCUGGAGUACUGAGGCCUCGAUGAGUGUGUGUGGAUGCGUGUGUGUUCCGUGUUGUGGCGUGAGUCAGUUUUCCAUGUCUCACACUCCCAGGAGUCACCACAGACACAUCUGCAUCAUCAUCAUCAUCAUCAUCAUCAUCAUUCCCCUCAGCUCCUCCAGACCUGGUGAAGGCCUACGGACGCUUUAUUUAUCUUUGAAUAUGAGAGUAAACUAUGUCAGAUGUAUUUUAGCUGGACAUGGGAGAUAUUUAUUAUGGUAACAUGUGCAAUAGAUUUUAUAUAGGAUCCUUUGGAUUAGUAAUAAACAAGGCUCUUUUGAAGCAAAAGUUUUAUUUAAUAGAUGCAAAGGUUCUCUGCCAGCCUAUUUCUAACCGUUUAAAAAGUAAAGAGAUUAAAUUAAAUAUUUUCAUAUGAAAAAGUCUGCUAGUUAUUUAAAGUUCAUUGUUUCCUGCCAAAUAAAAUCCUCGAAUACCA
Molecule: messenger RNA, 2459 nt
Organism: Gadus morhua (Atlantic cod)
Lineage: Eukaryota; Metazoa; Chordata; Actinopteri; Gadiformes; Gadidae
Gene: pcolce2b
Product: procollagen C-endopeptidase enhancer 2b
Exons: 9
Coding region: 246-1595 (449 amino acids)
Molecular function (GO): peptidase activator activity; protein binding; collagen binding
Source: RefSeq, a predicted model, not a curated record